Messenger RNA from Xyrauchen texanus (razorback sucker), 2303 nucleotides. RefSeq names its product calcium-binding protein 39-like. The record is from RefSeq and is a predicted model, not a curated record. The transcript has 10 exons. The coding region runs from base 264 to 1289 and encodes 341 amino acids. Gene Ontology annotation, biological process: intracellular signal transduction. Gene Ontology annotation, molecular function: protein serine/threonine kinase activator activity. NCBI's taxonomy places the organism in Eukaryota, Metazoa, Chordata, Actinopteri, Cypriniformes, Catostomidae.
GUCCUCGCAGGCGUUCGUGUAGUGGUGACUGAAGCCUGAUGAAAACACACACACCCACUUAAAAAAAAAAACAUUACAAAUAACACACUAAACUAUACUUUUUCAGGAUUUACACCGGCAUUCGCAAGACAAGAACGAAGGAGACCCAAAUAAGUUUCGUCUUGAAUUCUAAUGAAGUCAAAGUUGCUCUGAAAUUUAGAGCAGUGCUGUUUCAUCAUAGUUUCAGGCUCUCUGCUACCUGGUUAUCCUGGUGACGUGUUGGUAUGCCAUUCCCUUUCGGUAAGUCUCACAAGUGUCCGGCAGACAUUGUGAAGAACCUGAAGGACAACAUGACCCUUUUGGAGAAACAGGACAUCUCGGAUAAGAAGGCUGAGAAGGCCUCUGAGGAGGUGUCCAAAUCUCUGCUGGCAAUGAAGGAGAUUCUUUACGGCACUAAUGAGAAGGAGCCGCAGACAGAAGCCGUGGCUCAGCUCGCUCAAGAGCUUUACAACAGCGGUCUGCUCAGUACACUCAUCACAGACCUGCAACUCAUUGACUUUGAGGGCAAGAAAGAUGUGGCGCAAAUCUUUAACAAUAUUCUGAGACGUCAGAUCGGCACACGGACACCCACUGUGGAAUACCUGUGUACUCAACAGAACAUACUGUUCAUGCUGCUUAAAGGAUACGAGUCUUCCGAUAUCGCUCUGAACUGUGGGAUAAUGCUGAGGGAAUGCAUACGGCACGAGCCGCUGGGCAAGAUCACCCUCUGUUCCGAACAAUUCUACGAUUUCUUCAGAUACGUUGAGAUGUCCACCUUCGACAUCGCCUCAGAUGCAUUCGCUACUUUUAAAGAUUUGUUGACGAGACACAAAAUGCUCAGCGCCGAGUUUCUGGAACAGCACUAUGAUAGAUUCUUUAGUGAAUAUGAGAAACUUCUUCACUCAGAAAACUACGUCACCAAGAGGCAGUCACUGAAGCUUUUGGGAGAGCUGCUUUUGGACAGGCACAACUUCACUAUAAUGACGAAGUAUGUAAGCAAACCAGAAAACCUCAAACUCAUGAUGAAUUUACUGAGAGACAAAAGCCGCAACAUUCAGUUUGAGGCCUUCCAUGUCUUUAAGGUGUUUGUGGCCAAUCCGAACAAGACACAGCCCAUCCUCGACAUCUUGCUGAAGAACCAGAUCAAACUAAUAGAGUUCCUAAGCAAGUUCCAGAACGACCGCACCGAGGAUGAGCAAUUCGGUGACGAAAAGAACUAUCUAAUCAAACAAAUCAGUGACCUCAAGAGGCCGACCCCGCAGGAUGCCUGAAAAUUAUAAAGAAAGUCAAAUAAAAGCAAAGGGAAUGUCUAGACAAUGUUUUGGCAACGUCUGGACAACGUUUUGGCUCUCUGCAGCAACAAGCAUGUUUUAACAGAUUUGUGUUUUGCUGGAAAUGCUAAAUGCCUUUUGAGCUCAGUAGGUGACAAAAUUUGAUGAUUAUUAUCUUUGAAAGAUAUUUGAAAAUUAGAGUAAAUGUGUUUAAUCUGUGGGUUUGUUGAUGGUUAGUGUAGCAGCUAUGCUGUCACAGCUGUUGACUCCAACAUUAAGUUUGGUGUCCUAGAAACUACCGGUAAUGUAAAAUCUUUCUGUGGUUAUGACCUCAAAUUUUGUAUCCUAACUACUGUAGCUCUCUGUAGAAUUACACAACACCCUAGUAUAUCCAGUAGUCCCUUUUUGGCUGUAUGUUUGGUUGAUUAACUCAACCCUUUUUUUUUGACAAGUUGAGGUCAUAGGCCAAUCUAUUGAAAAUGUGUACAGGUUGCAUUUCAGCAAAUUAAAAGAAACAAAUAUAUAUAUUUUUGCAAUAGAAAAAUAUAGCUUAUUUAGGGACCUCCAGGAUUUCAUUUUUUCUUUUGUGCAGUGAGAUGUUAUUUUCAAGGCAAUUAAGCACAUUUCCCCAUUAUUUCCCCUCAUCAUGAAAUGCAUCCCAAUGUCUGGAAUUUCCCUUUAUUCUCAUUAUAGAUUUUCAUAACUAUAAUACAGUAUUAUUGUUUUUUCUAAUACUUUAAAAAAAAUACUAUAAUGCUUUAAAUUAUUGUAGUGAAAUUAAAGGUUGUAAUACAAAUACUAACAUGAGAUAUGAAUGUUUUAUAUACAAUAUAUUAUUUACAAUUUAAAUAAAAUAUUAUUCUUAUUUGCAUUAGAGUAAUUUAUGAAUAUUAUACCUCAUGUAUAAAUUAAUUGGAUGGGGGAAAUGUGCUUAAGUGUCAUGACAAUAAUGUCAUAAUGCAACAUGUUUUAAUGGUCCUGGACAGGUGUGUGUGUGUGUGUGUGUAUGUAUGU